This is a messenger RNA of Triticum turgidum subsp. durum (durum wheat), 552 nucleotides long. Lineage: Eukaryota; Viridiplantae; Streptophyta; Magnoliopsida; Poales; Poaceae. The record is from the annotation of a GenBank genome assembly.
AUGCAGCGCGCGUCCCUUGCGUCCGCUCUGCUGCUCUGCUCCUUCUUCGCGCAGCCGUCGCAGGCGCUCCUCGACGGCACGCGCGGCGCCGGGGCGUACAUUUCUCGGCUGCUCGGCGAGGGCUACGGCGACGAGAAGGUCCCCAUGUCCGUCGUGGUGCCGUCGGUGCCAGAUUACUCCCCGCUGCCGGCACCGACCGCUGUCGCUGUCGCCGCGCCCGCGCCUGCGCCCACGCCAACGCCGACGCCGACGCCGGUGCCCGGCUCGGAGGACUACAUGCCGAAGCUGCCGUCUGACAGGCUGAGCCCUGGGGCGCCGGCCAACGGCAAUGCGGGCUCGCCCGCGCCUGCCGCGUCGGGCGACGGGGCGAGCACCGCCUUCAUCAGCAGCAACCCCGCGGUGCCGCUCCCCGCCGGCGUCACCGACUCCGCCACCGUCCUGCCCAUGCCCACCCCUGGACAAGAACAACGGCAGGACAUGGGGAUGGGCACCCUGCUUCAGGCCAGCGCGGUGCCGCUGGUCGCUCCUCUCCUCAUGGUGCUGUACUUUUGA